GUUCUGAUAUCGGCUCUAUGAGUGAUGGAUCACCAAACCGGAGAGAGCUCCUGGCUGAUGAUGAUGAUGAUGCUAACAGCGAAUUUGGACAACAGUCGCGAAAACGAACGCGGAGUAGAAGUGGACAUUCUCCUAAUGCAAAGCAACGACGACUUGAAUUGCUCUAUCAAAGGGAGGCGAUGAAGGGCGUAUACUACGAUGGACACUAUAGGACUACUCCAGCUUCCAUAGUUUUAUAUCGCAUCGCUGCCGCUCAGCAGCAUGGGGGCUUGUCGGGGUUAUGGGCAGCUUGUGUGGCACUAGCGGGACACCUUGGCCUUCGUGACGAAAGGGCGGAGCUCACUGAGUUCACGUCCAUGGACUCAAUCAACAAAUUUUACAUAGGUCCCCGGUUCGAUCCCCGGUUCGCUCAAGAAUUCGACAGUGCCGAAGAAAACUUACCACCACAACAACAACAACAUGCAAGCCCAGCGAAUGAUGGUGAAGAUCCUCCUAAUUCGCAGCCUCUCGCGAAAGGGGGAGAUGGGAAUAUAAGCCUUGAGUACGGUGAGAGGGGGACAGCUGAAUAG
Messenger RNA from Perkinsus marinus ATCC 50983, 569 nucleotides. RefSeq lists its product as hypothetical. The annotation marks the transcript as partial. NCBI's taxonomy places the organism in Eukaryota, Perkinsozoa, Perkinsida, Perkinsidae. The record is from RefSeq and is a predicted model, not a curated record. The transcript has 8 exons.